AUGGUAGCUGUCAAGCUUGAACACGCAAAUCUGGCGCAGCAUCAGGCCAACGUCAUGCAGCAAAUGCGCGACUUCUGGAUGGAAGCGCAUCUCUGUGACGUUGUGCUGAAGGACAACGAUGGUGCCGAGCAUCGCGGCCACACGGUCCUGCUCUCUGCUGCAAGCGUAUACUUUCGGAAGCUCUUAGGUGGACCCUUUCAAGAAGCAGACCGGGUGCGACGAAAGGAGCCCGUGGAAAUCGCUGCGUCUAAAGCAGCAACGUCCGCUUUGCUUGACUACAUCUACGGCGGCCAGCCGGAGGUGAACGUGGAAACUGGUCUUGAACUUCUGCGCCUGGCACAGGCUUAUGACCUGCCAACAUUUGCAAGUGCUAUUGAGACGGGCCUGUGCGCAUCCUUAGACAGUGUCAAAGCUCUGCGAAUUCUACAAGAAUCACAUCUUCUCCAUAGUUUGAAAGCCGCCUGUGAAGAGAAAGUUGCUGAGGAGUUUGAGGCUUGCAGCAAGCAUCCAGAUUUUGGAAAACUGGGUGCUCGUCAACUGGCCCGAAUCUUGAAAAGAGAAGACCUGGCUGUGUCUCGGGAGGAAGUAGUGUUGAAGGGCAUCUUCAACUGGCUGAAGGUCUCAGACGACAGAAAGGUCUUUCUAGGCACGCUGCUGCAGCAUGUGGAUUUCCAGGCGUUCUCUGUUGAGAACUUGCUUCGCGCGGGCCGCUUCCCUCUGUGUGGUCCAAGCGCGGCGGAACUGCACCAAGAGGUUGAAGAAGCUUUGCAGAUUCGACAACAGAAGCGAGCUCAGAGCGCCGACAAUUCACAGAGCUUUCAGCCAAAGAGGCGGUGUUUGAAACAUUGGACUCCGGAUUUGGGUGCCAGCGCUGAAACUUGGAGAGAAGUCUUGCCCGUGCCUUGCAACUCCUUGUGCUGGCACGAAGGCCACAUCUACAGCGCUGACUUUCAAGGCAAUGUCUUUUGUUGGAAGCCUGGUGACCCUGCCACCAGCGCACGAAAAGUUGUGGGUCAGGCAGUGGGAACCACUGGAAUCAUUGACCUGGGGGCCUGUGAUGUGGCCAUCUUGCCCACCGGCGAGAUUUUGGUGCUGGAUCUCUCCAAUGAGAGGCUUGUUCGAUUUCAAGACGGAUGUGGACAUUUGGUUUGUGAUCAUAUUGAUGAUUCUCAAGCCAUGUUCCGCUCGCCUAAUGGGGUCGUCUACCUGCUUGUUGAAGGUGGGAAGGUGGUGCAGAAGGUGGUAGGCUCCACUCUCCAAACAGUGAUUGCCUCAGAGAGUCUUCCAGAACACCUGCACUUCCGAGGCAGGGCGAUAUUAGCAACAAAGGGUGAAGUGAUCUAUAUCACUGACAAUCUGAAAGGGUGGACCCGGGUUUUUCGAUUCAAUCGGGCAGAGUCGCUGGAACCUGUUGUGGUGGGAGAAGGCCCGUGGUUAGGCGCAGGCCAAUCGCUGGGUCCAUGGGGCCUCUUCGUAGCCGAAGAUGAAACGAUCUAUGUUGGAGAACACCACUCGCGGAAGGUUCUGGCCUUCCAUCCAGGUAACACAGCUCCCUCCGAAGUCCUGGUGUGUCCGGACGCAUUGCGCCCCGUGGGUCUUGUGGUCCACCACAGAUCGCUGUACGUGAGCAUGGUGGAUGACAUUGAUUUUCCGACAGCCGGGGGUGUCUACGAACAUUUGCUGCCUCCGGAGCUCCAGCUCGAGUGA
This is a messenger RNA of Symbiodinium natans, 1707 nucleotides long. Lineage: Eukaryota; Dinophyceae; Suessiales; Symbiodiniaceae. The record is from the annotation of a GenBank genome assembly.